Molecule: messenger RNA, 2710 nt
Organism: Gambusia affinis (western mosquitofish)
Lineage: Eukaryota; Metazoa; Chordata; Actinopteri; Cyprinodontiformes; Poeciliidae
Product: RNA/RNP complex-1-interacting phosphatase-like
Exons: 2
Coding region: 118-750 (210 amino acids)
Biological process (GO): protein dephosphorylation
Molecular function (GO): polynucleotide 5'-phosphatase activity; protein tyrosine/serine/threonine phosphatase activity
Source: RefSeq, a predicted model, not a curated record
GAGUUGGCUUAUCUACCGAAGUAGUACGUCAUGUAAGUUUACCGAACAUUUUAUCUGUUGUCUAAAUACGAUUUUUAUUUUUUGAUUGCUGAAGUUGGUUUGCGAUUCGGACUUAAAAUGUCAGCUGGGAACAGAACCCUCCAAGGCGCAGCAAUGUCUCAGCAGCAGCAGCGGAAGAAGAAGAAGAAGAAGGAGGGCGUUCCUGAUCGGUGGCUGGACUACUGUCCCGUUGGAUCAAGGAUCCCAGGAACCAGGUUCAUUCCCUUCAAGGUUCCUUUAAAAGACGCCCUGAACUCCCAACUUCCUGUCUCCCAGUCCUUUAAUCUGAGGGACCUGGUGGACUCGGUGCGGCGGCAGAACCAGGAACUCGGUCUGAUCAUCGACCUCACCUUUACGACCAGGUACUACUCAGUGUCAGACAUCCCAGAGAACUUCGCCUACAUCAAGAUCCCCACAGAGGGUCAUCGCAUUCCAAACGACAAAACCAUUCUGAGCUUCAAGCACGCUGUGUGGCACUUCCUGAGGCAGAACCAGGACAACAACCGGUUAAUUGGAGUCCACUGCACCCACGGGCUGAACCGUACCGGCUACCUGAUCUGCAGGUACCUGAUCGAUGUGGACGGGUUGGACGCCGCAACAGCUCUGGAGCUCUUCACUUCCAGCAGAGGUCACCACAUCGAGAGGAAGAACUACAUCCGAGACCUUCAGUGCGCCGCCAAGAGGAGCAACAAAGGCAUCGACGAGCUGUAGAGAAACAUGAUCAUGGGGCUCGCCGUGGGGAAAUAACCAGCGAUGCUCAUAAAGCACGAGGAGAAGGAGAGGAAUUCAGUUACGGCUAGCUCUCUCUCUGCUUUACUCUGCUCCCGGUUACCGUUUAAUCAACCAAGAUCAACUUAUACUUCUAAUCCGGUUAUAACUCACACAAUAAAAAUCUGGAAUCAGUGCAGGAGGAUGUUUAAAAGUACGGAAUUAUUAAUAUCUGCUCCAGUAUCAAAUAAUCACAUGUUUGCUCCUUCACUAAUGGAUUCUGUUUUUUAUGCCUGGAGUUUAAAGGGAAUAACUUCUCUAAAUGAUCUUUAUAUAGACAAUAAGUUUGCCUCAUUCGAACAGCUCACACAGAAAUUUGACAUUCACAAGUCACAGUUUUUCAGGUAUUUACAAUUGAGACAUUUUGUAAUGUCAAAUUCUGGAUGUUUUCCUCUACAUCCACCAACUUCUCUUGUUGAUGAGGUUUUGAUGUGCAAGUCUGUAACAAGACGCUCUAUGAGUAGAGUCUAUUCCCUGCUCAGUUCAUUUAAUGAUACCAAUUUAGAUUCCUUGAGGGUCAAGUGGGAGAUGGACUUGGAGGAGUCCAUAUCAGAUACAGUUUGGCAAAAAAUUAUUCAAAAUAUCUAUUCGUCCUCAAUAUGUCUGAAACAUGUUAUAGUUCAAUUCAAGGUAGUACAUCGUUUACACUGGUCUAAGGACAGAUUGUGCAAAUUCAAAAGGGACUUGGAUCCGACGUGUGAUCGUUGUAAACAAUCUCCAGCCACACUUUUACACACAUUCUGGUCUUGUCCAAAGUUACACAGAUAUUGGCGAGGCAUUUUCGACACUUUUUCAGGAAUAUUUGGACAAAGUGUCUGUCCAUCACCACUCAUCUCUCUCUUUGGGGUGGCUCCAGCAGAGACCUCCUUCAGCAAACAUCAGAAGACUGUUAGCUUUCUGCUCUCUACUGGCUAAAGACUCAUUCUUCUUUGAUGGAAGGAUCCACAUCCUCCAAGAUAUGGACAUUGGUUAAGAGAAGUUAUGUCUUACAUUCAUUUAGAGAAGAUCAGAUAUACUGCUAGGGGAUCUGUAUAUAAAUUCUUUGACAUCUGUCAGCCAUUUAUAUCUUAUGUCGGGAAUAUUUCGGCAGAUAACUUUGUGUAAAGGUCAAAUAUUGGUUCUGUGUGUGCAAACCUGUGCUCUGUAUCGGCUGAUGUAUGAAUAAAAGGUGUAUUCUUGUUGGGUGUUGGGGUAGUAGAUCCGGUAUAGGAGGGGUGGGUUGGGAAGGAUUUUUGUUGUAUACUUCAUCAGUUUUAUUUAUUUUUUAUUUUUUUUAUUUUUAUUUUCUUUGUUUUUUUAUGUGUAUGUGUGUGUGUGGUGUAUGUAAAAAAAAUAAUAAAAAGACCUUGAUAAAAAAAAAGCACGAGGAGAAGGUGGAGAGCAACAUCGCGGCACAGCAUGUCAAGGCUUCUGGUGAAGAGUUACCAGAAAAUCAGUGACCCAAUGAGAAACAGACGAGCCAGAAACAAACCAAACGUAGAGCCCGACGUCGCUCCAAGAACAGGGACAAGAAGCCUGGCUGUAGGUCAGCACAGGGUCGUGACCCUGCCUCCUGAACCAAGUCGCUACAGCCGAGCUCACGCUAAUCAGCUUAGACUGAAACAAACUUUCGUUUCUUUUACAGUUUCUGGGCGAUUAUUUGUUUCCUGCACCCGAAACACAAAAAUUGACUUAAAAGCUGAUGAACGAUUCCCGCAGAUAAAACCAAACAUAACUCUCUGAUUCUGGAGCGUUUAGAUCAGAUGAUUAGUUAUUAUUUAUUCCCAUUAUUGACAGCUGCACUUAUUUACUGCAGCAUCGCGACUGGUCUGAUCAUCAAUAUUAAGGAUUCUAACUCGAUAUUAUACAAAAAGUCUGUUUUUUGCGAAUUGAAAUUUGAAUAAAGUUUUACAUAUGAAAAAAA